Messenger RNA from Fusarium oxysporum Fo47, 801 nucleotides. RefSeq names its product P-loop containing nucleoside triphosphate hydrolase protein. Gene Ontology annotation, biological process: signal transduction. The record is from RefSeq and is a predicted model, not a curated record. Gene Ontology annotation, molecular function: GDP binding; GTPase activity; GTP binding. The transcript has 7 exons. NCBI's taxonomy places the organism in Eukaryota, Fungi, Ascomycota, Sordariomycetes, Hypocreales, Nectriaceae. The coding region runs from base 1 to 801 and encodes 266 amino acids. Gene Ontology annotation, cellular component: plasma membrane.
AUGCCACGACAUUAUCACUACCAACCCAGUCGCGAACUCCAUGUGGUAGUCCUGGGAGCAGGCGGCGUGGGCAAAAGUUGUUUAACUGGUGAGUUGUCAUUCUCCCUUCGCCUUCGCCUUCGCCUUCCCCUCGUCCCAUGUUCUUCAUGUUGCUGCGCCUGCGUCCCACCGUUGCAUCCGCAAUCCUACUACGCUUCCCUGUCUUCCCCUUUGCAGCACAAGGCUCAUGCGAGAACAGCCCAGUUCGUCCACAAUGAGUGGAUCGAGAGCUAUGAUCCCACCAUAGAAGAUUCUUAUCGCACGCAGCUUCAGGUUGAUGGACGUCAAGUUAUUCUCGAAAUCCUCGAUACUGCGGGGACCGAGCAAUUCGUCGCCAUGAGGGAUCUGUACAUGAAAACCGGCCAAGGUUUUCUUCUUGUAUUCAGUAUCACAUCGUCUUCCUCCCUAAGCGAACUAGCAGGUUUGCGCGAAGAAAUUAUCCGGAUAAAAGACGAUGAAAAUGUACCUCUUGUUAUUGUCGGUAACAAAGCCGAUUUGGAGGAGAAUCGCGCUGUGCCCCGAGCCAAGGGCUUCUCCAUCUCACAACGAUGGGGCGCACCCUACUAUGAGGCUAGCGCGAGGACAAGGACCAACGUUGAUGAGGUCUUUAUCGAUCUCUGCAGGCAAAUGUUGCGUAAAGAGGACGAACAACACGCGAAUGACGGACCCAAUGACGACUACAAGUAUGAUCACGGCCGAAGUUCUCAUAGGCGUCAACGACGUCGCCGAAAGAAGGAUUCACCGCGAUGUGUGAUCCUGUGA